CAUUUUCACAAAGGUAGAAGGGAAGAAUUUCACAUUAUAAACCCGAGCUAGUGUGGACCAUGUACGCCUCUUUGAUUAGACCAGUGCGGUCCAAAUUACUUUGUAAGACAUCCUUGCGGAACCUAUGUAACACUAUCACCUUGAAAGAGAAGGAAAAAUUAUAUUUCGGUAGAUUUACCCAACAAGAAUAUGACGAAGCGGCUGCAAUUGUUAAACAACAAGUUGAGAAUUUAGAGAAGCAAAUCAAGGGACCAAAUGACCCUAGACUGAAGGUUGGAACCAUGCCAAGUAUCCCUGCUGCACCAACAGUCUCCAAGGAUAAGAAUAAUACCUCCUCCAAGAUCUCCAUCACUUCUUUGGCAGGAAUUCUUGUUCAAUCGAUCAAAACUACUGGUCCAAUAUCUCUUUCUGCUUAUAUGAGACAAUGUCUUACUCAUCCUGAGUUUGGAUAUUAUACUACUAGAGAUCCAUUGGAUAGCAAAUCUGGUGAUUUUAUCACUUCUCCAGAAAUUUCUUCAGUUUUUGGUGAAAUGAUUGGUGUAUGGUUAUUCUCUACUUGGUUGCAACAAGGAAGUCCAAAAAAGGUUCGUAUUAUUGAAUUUGGUCCUGGGAAGGGUACCUUGAUGCACGAUGUAAUCAAAUGUUUUAAUAGACUUAGUAAAGGGGCCGCUGCCAUGGGUAGAGGAAGUGACAAAACAACCAUUUCUAUCAUUAUGAUUGAAGCAUCUCCUGUAUUGAGAGAAGAACAAAGAAAAUUAUUAUGUAAAGAAAACCCUUUACUUCCCGGGAACAAGUGCACCACCCAAUGGGGGAAUACCAUAGAAUGGGUUGAUACUGAAAAGGAUAUUGUAGAAGAUCUGAACAUGGCAAAUUAUAUCUUAGCUCAUGAAUUUUUUGACGCUUUGCCUAUCAAAUCCUUUGAAAAGGGUGAAAAGAAUACUUGGAGAGAAUUGCUUGUUGAACAUUCUUCUAGUGUAAACAAUACUCAAGGCAAGUUGGAAGGUACAUCAAAAGUGGAUUCCAAAGAUACCUCCCUUCUUGAAACAGAUUUCCAUUUAACUCUUGCACCAAAGGAAACUCCUUCUUCUUAUAUUCCAAAGAAUACUCGUCGUUUCCACGAUCUCCCGGUGGGGACAAGAGUGGAAAUAUGCCCUGAUGCGCAAUUAUAUAUUUCUAAAAUGGCAGAUUUGGUAAAGGAUAAAACUGGUGCAGUUCUUGUAAUGGAUUAUGGGAUUUCAGAAGGUGUGCCUGAUAAUACCCUUCGAGGAAUUUAUAAACACAAGUUUGUUUCUCCAUUCUAUAGUCCUGGGGAUGUGGAUUUAUCGAUAGAUGUUGAUUUUGAAAACCUCAAGAUUUUAGGAGAGGGUAACGGUGAAAGGAAAGUGUUUGGACCAGUGGAACAAGGAGAUUGGUUACAUGAAAUGGGAGUUGGAUAUAGAAUUGACCAGCUUUUAAAGAAAAAUAAAGAUUCUCCAGCCGAACAGGAUAAGAUCUAUGAUUCAUACUUGAGAUUGACUGGGAAAGAUGAUAAAGGGAUGGGGAAAGUAUAUAAAUUUUUAACUAUUCUUCCAUCUGGAACGAAGGAAAGUCCGGGUUUCAUGGGCUUAUAGUGUACAUAGUAUAAAUAGUAGGUAGAGUUGUGACUCUAUGAAAUAUAAAUAUUUUUUAUUUAAUUGUGAAAAAGAGAUUCUAAC
[Candida] anglica is the source of this 1694-nucleotide messenger RNA. NCBI's taxonomy places the organism in Eukaryota, Fungi, Ascomycota, Pichiomycetes, Serinales, Debaryomycetaceae. The record is from the annotation of a GenBank genome assembly.